Rana temporaria (common frog) is the source of this 931-nucleotide messenger RNA. RefSeq names its product UPF0193 protein EVG1 homolog. NCBI's taxonomy places the organism in Eukaryota, Metazoa, Chordata, Amphibia, Anura, Ranidae. The transcript has 2 exons. Bases 1 to 912 code for a protein of 303 amino acids. The record is from RefSeq and is a predicted model, not a curated record.
AUGAAGUUGGAGAUGAAUUCUAGCUACCUCAUUUUACCCGCUUCAGGCAGCCCAUCUACAUAUUCUGUACAAAGUUGGCACAGCAGCAAGGACAGCUUGAGCUGGCUGGCACUUGGUCUCCGGGUGGAAGAUAUGCCAUUGUCUCUUAAGCCAACAUCACUGCCAGCAAUAAACUCAGUCUCACUUAAAGGACCAUUAGAAGGAAAUGGAGAUAUAAAUAGCAUCGCUACGUCAAGGCAGGAUGGAAAUUUUCAAGUGCCGUUGGGUACUGGUUUCUGGAACAGUCCAAAACCAACUCAGUACAGCAAAGAAACUCAGGACCUGUUGAAAGUGAUGAUGCAGGAAUCCAAGCUGACAAACUUCCAGCAGCGUCAGAUAAGAGAUCAUUUACAGCAUGGGGAUACACUGCCAGUUCUAUGUCAUCCCAGCUCCAGCAUUGCCCAACAUAAACCUCCGACCUCUAAAUCUGCACCAAAGAAAAAAAACAUAACAAAUGCUGGAUCAGGACUACGUCCUACAGAGAAAUGCAGAGCCGGGGAUGCUUACAGCAGAGAGAAAUUUCAACCCCGACCAACCCGAGACCUGAACAAGGAAAAAAGACGGUUACAAAACAUUAUGGCCACAGGAAAGGAUCUGCCAGAAGUCCCCCAAGCAGCUCUACAAAUAGAGGAGACUGAAACAGAGAAACAGGACAGAUUUGAUGAGUUGGUAGCAGAAAUCCAGGAGAGAUGGGAUUUCUUGAAAGAAAUGGAAGCUUUGGGUCGAGGAAAACAAUAUUACAACAUUAUUAAUACAGAAAUUUCACAGAAGUUGCGAGAGAUGGAAAUGAUUGAUAAGCAGAGAAGUGUUGCGUUCAGAGAAGCACUGCAGAAGUCAGAAAACAAGAACUUCCCUCUAACAAAAGAAAAUUAAACUCCUUCUUGGCCCACUG